AUGGAGAUCGAUGCUUCUCGUCCCAAGGCGUCGUCGUAUUCCUCGGGCUCCUCUGUUGGCUCGUACUCGUCCGCACUCCCAUCGACUCCAGGGUCACGCGCUAGCCCCACCAAGAGCGGCAGUCCAGCUCAAGUAACGCGUGCAUACAGCGGGAACUGCCGCUCUAGUAGCCGGGAGCGCUCGCAUCGAGUUCGACGGAGCAUCAACACGGAUGCUGUGUCUGCAGCGGUGUCACCCAUGCAGCCCCGACAAGUGCAGUCCAAUGUCACGUCGGACUCGUCUGCGUCGCCGAAGCAGGUCGUCGCCCGGGCCAACAGCCCGGGCAAACCGCCAGUGCAGCCAACCUCAAGCUCGUCACCGCAAGGCCGACAUCCUCGAACGUCCGCGGGCUCAGUGGGAAGCAGCAACCGGUCGACGCGUUCACACUCCACUGGAUCUUCCCCGAUGUACGCGCGCCUGCAAGAGCUGAACGAUGUCGCGGAGCAGACCAGCGCGUACGUGUCGUCCCGAGGCCGGCGAAUGUCGGCGGAGAAGCGCCAGGAACCUCGGUAG
Phytophthora sojae is the source of this 552-nucleotide messenger RNA. RefSeq lists its product as hypothetical. Bases 1 to 552 code for a protein of 183 amino acids. The transcript has a single exon. NCBI's taxonomy places the organism in Eukaryota, Oomycota, Peronosporomycetes, Peronosporales, Peronosporaceae. The record is from RefSeq and is a predicted model, not a curated record.